Molecule: messenger RNA, 918 nt
Organism: Plenodomus lingam JN3
Lineage: Eukaryota; Fungi; Ascomycota; Dothideomycetes; Pleosporales; Leptosphaeriaceae
Cellular component (GO): zeta DNA polymerase complex
Source: RefSeq, a predicted model, not a curated record
AUGGCAACAACAAUCAUGAUAGUGAUGACGAGAAAGUAUACCGGUCACAUGGCGCCCACUUACCUCGAAAACCUCGCUGCCUUCACCACCUUCCUCGCCGCCUACACCCACACGCUCCUCUACCUGCGCACCCUCUAUCCCCGCACCUCCUUCGUUCAGACGCGCUUCCACAACACCUCCGUCUACCAAUCGCGCCAUCCCUCUGUCUGCGAGUGGAUACGCGACGCCAUUACCGCCGUACGUGAGGAGCUCCUCCAAGGCACCGUCGCUCGUAUAGCCAUUGUCAUCUUCAGCUAUGGCGGUCACGGAAACAAGACGGGCAGCGCCAAGAUCAUGGAGCGCUACCUGUUUGAUGUAGGCAGUUUCCCUGUCGUGGACAAGAACGAGCGCAACAUGGAGAUUGAGUGGGGCUAUCCCUCUUCCGACGCCGACCAUUCACCGAACGAGGAAGGCGAGAGUGCGAGACCGACGAGGAAAGAGAAACUCCUGGACGCAGACACCCAUGUCGAUCUGUCCGAGCAGUUUCGUGCUGCUCUGCUGAGCCUCACUACGAGGACGGCGCAGCUUGCACCUCUGCCCUCGCAUUGCUCCUUUAACAUCAGCAUGGAACUCAAAGACGAGACUCACAUUGAUCCUCCGAUUGGACAUCCUCAGGCUUGGAUACCAGUGCAACCGAGUUUGCAAAAGACCGGACGGAAAGCAGCCAGCCGUGAUCCCAACGACGACGAGGUGAUCGAGCGGCGCAAGCGGGGUGGUGAACCCGAAGGAAGUGACCUUGGAGGUGUCAAGGUUACGCCUAUACGAAGCGUCGAAGCAGGCGUCUUCAGGUUCGAGACAUGGGUGGAGGAAGGGAAAGCAAAAUUCGAAGGGCAAGGCGACGACAGUACAAAGACAAGUUUCGCGAGCCCAAGUUUUUGA